GUUGAAAGGAGGGAACGUUGACGUUGUACAACCUCCACCACACAUCAAAUCUAUCACUUCAACAAGAUAAGGCCAAUAUGCAUAUGGCUUGUACAUUUAAAACCUACAUGCAUCUCAAAAUUGCCACAUCCUAUAAUCUUCUCUGUAUCGUUCCAAUUUGUACUUAGUCAUAUUAGUCAUGACAACGGAUAUGAAGCAAAUGUUAACAGUCCCAAGAUUUGUGCUGAAUUCUGGUCAUGAAAUGCCUCUUAUAGGCAUGGGAACAGCACCAACAGAACCUACCUUACCACCAAAGGAUCAAUUAAUCUCCAUUUUUGUUGAUGCUAUUGAAACCGGUUAUCGACACUUUGACACCGCCGCAGCCUAUGGCUCCGAGGAAGCUCUUGGCGGAGCAGUGGCAGAAGCGCUACAGCAUGGACUCAUUAAGAGCCGUGAAGAAGUGUUCAUUACAUCCAAAUUAUGGUGCACGGACACACACCCCGACCUUGUUCUUCCUGCCCUAAAAAAUACUCUCGCGAAGCUAGGGAUGGAUUACUUGGACUUGUACCUAAUACAUUGGCCAGCGAGGAUGAAGAAGAAUGACAGUGAAGAAGAGAUAAAGAUUGUAGGAAAGGAUGUACUUCCAUUUGACAUGAAAGGAACAUGGGAAACCAUGGAAGAAUGUUACAAAUUAGGUUUGGCAAAGUCUAUUGGUGUAUGCAACUUCAGCUGCACAAAACUCUCUCAACUACUGCACCAUGCCACUAUUCCUCCUGUAGUUAAUCAGGUGGAAAUGCAUGUUGCAUGGAGGCAAGAAAAGAUGUUAGAGUUUUGCAGGGAAAAGGGAAUACUUGUAAGUGCAUGGUCUCCACUUGGAGCUAAUGGAAUAGCUUUCUGGGGCAAUCAUGCUGUAAUGCAAAACCCUGUUCUCAAAGACAUUGCUAUUCAUAAACAAAAGAGCAUUGCACAGGUUGCAUUGAGGUGGGUAUAUGAGCAAGGAGUUAGUAUAUUAGUGAAGAGUUUUAACAAGGAUAGGAUGAAAGAGAACCUUCAAAUUUUGGAUUGGGAACUAAGCAAUGAAGAAAUCGCUCGGAUACAAGAAAUUCCUCAAUGCAGGGGAUUCAAAGCUGAGGUUUUUGUUCAUCCAGACGGACCAUACAAAUCGAUAGAGGAAUUCUGGGAUGGCGAACUAUAAAUGUUACUGCUAAUCAUUCUGUUUUGCAGUUUUUUUUAUUGUUUAUGUAGGUGUACAAGAAAGGUUGAAAAAUUAACUCAAACCAAUUUAAUAAGUCGACAUGAUUUCUCAUUUGGAAUGGUUUGUAAUGCAACUAUAAUUAAAUUGAAUAAUUGGUUUGAUUUGGUAGCAAUUAAAAUGUACAAAAUUGAACCGUUACUAAAA
Messenger RNA from Lycium barbarum (goji berry), 1378 nucleotides. RefSeq names its product protein REDOX 2-like. Lineage: Eukaryota; Viridiplantae; Streptophyta; Magnoliopsida; Solanales; Solanaceae. Gene Ontology annotation, molecular function: aldose reductase (NADPH) activity. The transcript has 4 exons. The record is from RefSeq and is a predicted model, not a curated record. Bases 179 to 1174 code for a protein of 331 amino acids. Gene Ontology annotation, cellular component: cytosol.